UAGAUAUUGAACUUGGACAGAAACAUGUACUACAUACAAUAAUAAUACAUUAAGUUGAGUUACUCCUAAAAUACGAGGAGGACCAUUAAGUGUGCUGUGGGAAGAGGAAAACGGAAGGUGGCUACUACUGAUUCCCACUUCUGCCUUUUCACAAUGACACGUAUAUAAAAUAUUGUUUCUUUUUCUUUCUUUUCUUUCUCUUACAUAUACAAAUUCUUCUUCUUCUUCUUCUUUAUUUACUUUUUCCUUUUUGUAUGUACAAAUAUGUACAUAUAGAUAUUUAUAUACAUAUAUAAUAUUAUUUCUUUUCUGAUUAAAAAAAAAAGUGCCCUUUUUCUCCCACUAUCGAUGGUUUUCGUUAGAAGCACAUGAAUGAAUGAGCUUAUAUAAGGCUAACUUCCUCAACAUCCUGUUCUGCAUUCAAUAACUCUCUCUACUGCUCCAUUAAGUGUUCUGAAUUCAAAGUAAAAUAUAUACUGAGAUGGCUUCAACAGUUCAUUCAACUGCUGAAAAUAAAGAAGAGAUGGACACGAUAAGGAGCACCCCGAGUGACCGAUAUAUUCCCAGAGUUUCAGUUCCUUCCAAGCAAAACCUCUUCAAGGAGUUCAAAAACACUGUCAAAGAGACAUUCUUUGCUGAUGACCCUUUACGUUCAUUUAAGGAUCAGUCCAAGUCUAAAAAGCUCAUCCUUGGAGUGCAGGCCGUUUUCCCCAUCUUUGAAUGGUCUAGAGAUUAUAGUCUUAAAAAAUUUAGGGGAGAUCUUAUUGCUGGACUCACUAUUGCAAGUCUCUGCAUUCCUCAGGAUAUUGGGUACUCAAAACUUGCAAAUUUGGCUCCACAAUAUGGAUUGUACUCCAGCUUUGUUCCACCACUGAUCUAUGCUUUUAUGGGAAGCUCAAGAGAUAUAGCCAUAGGACCAGUGGCUGUUGUAUCUCUCUUACUUGGUACACUGCUUCAGAAUCAAGUUGAUCAUACUACACAUCCGGUUGAAUAUCUGAGACUUGCAUUUACAGCUACUUUUUUUGCUGGGAUAACCCAAGCAACUCUUGGGAUUUUGAGAUUGGGUUUCUUGAUUGAUUUCCUAUCACAUGCUGCUAUUGUUGGUUUUAUGGGUGGAGCUGCUAUCACAAUUGCCCUCCAACAGCUUAAGGGAUUUCUUGGCAUAAAAAAGUUCACAAAGGAAACUGAUAUCAUCUCAGUGAUGCAUUCAGUAGUUGACUCAGCUCACCAUGGGUGGAAUUGGCAGACUAUAGUCAUAGGAGGGGUGUUUUUAACCUUUCUUCUAGUUUCUAAAUUCAUCGGAAAGAAAAACAAAAAACUCUUCUGGGUGCCUGCAAUAGCUCCAUUGAUAUCAGUUGUUUUGUCAACUUUUUUUGUUUACAUAACCCAUGCAGAAAAGCAAGGAGUUGAAAUAGUGAGACAUAUAGAGAAAGGAAUCAGUCCUUCAUCCUUGAAUCAAAUAUACUUCACUGGGGAAUAUCUCGUCAAAGGCUUUAAGAUUGGUGUUGUGGCCGGUGUUAUAGCAUUAACGGAAGCUAUAGCAAUUGGAAGAACAUUUGCUUCCAUGAAGGAUUAUCAACUUGAUGGAAACAAAGAAAUGGUGGCACUUGGAACCAUGAACGUUAUUGGCUCAAUGACUUCCUGCUAUGUGACAACAGGUUCAUUCUCUCGGUCGGCAGUCAAUUACAUGGCUGGAUGUCAUACAGCAGUCUCUAACAUUGUGAUGUCCUCUGUUGUAUUCCUAACAUUGAUGUUCAUCACACCCCUUUUCAAGUACACUCCAAACGCCAUCUUAGCCGCCAUCAUUAUAUCUGCUGUGCUCAAUCUAAUCGAUUUUCAGGCUGCAAUCCUAAUAUGGAAGAUUGAUAAGUUUGAUUUUGUGGCUUGCAUGGGAGCCUUCUUUGGUGUUGUAUUCAAAUCUGUCGAGAUUGGUCUCUUAAUCGCGGUCGUCAUAUCCUUUGCUAAAAUUCUGUUACAAGUUACUAGACCAAGGACUGCAACUCUUGGAAAGAUCCCUAGAACAACUGUGUACAGAAACAUCCAACAAUAUCCAGAAGCAACUAAGGUUCCAGGCGCUUUGAUUGUCAGAGUUGAUUCAGCAAUUUACUUUUCCAACUCUAAUUACGUUAGAGAAAGAAUAUUGAGAUGGCUGAACGAUGAGGAAGAACUUGUUAAAGCAGCUGAUCUACCAGCUAUUCACUUCUUGAUAGUCGAAAUGUCACCUGUUACUGACAUUGACACCAGUGGUAUCCAUGCCUUGGAAGAAUUGUAUAGGAGUCUCCAAAAGAGAGACAUUCAACUUGUUCUUGCAAAUCCUGGUCCUGUGGUGAUUGACAAACUUCAUGCAUCUAAGUUUACGACUUUGAUCGGUGAGGACCGAAUCUUCCUAACUGUUGCGGAUGCAGUGGCAGCUUGUUCUCCAAAAUUGCUGGAAGAAGUUUAAGUAACAACAAACACAUUACAAAUGAACGUAAUAUUGUUGAUGGCAAUAUCAUAAAAAUCAGCUGAGUCUUGAACAUGCUGAUAAGUUGAAUUCUGAAGAAAUUACUAGUAUAACUCUGGAUAUAUAUGGCAGAAGAGAAGAGCCAUUAUGAAAGUGGUUAAUGGAGGGUCAUAUGCCUUAAUUCCAAUAGAAAGAAAAAUAAUAACGUAUAUAGAUGUGUACAAUUUGUACACUACAAGAAAGCAUGCAAGAAUUUAAUGUAAUAACUUGCAAAAGUCUAUAAGUCUGCGUAGAAUUGAACUGUUAAAGUUAUCUAAAGCUCACUCCAUACUUUGAGAUUAUGUUACCCUAUAUAUCAUGACCUCGAGGCUUUUCUCAGAUCUUUUGUUUUCACCCACUAUAUAUAUAAUAUAAUAUACAUUUGAAUGUAA
Molecule: messenger RNA, 2874 nt
Organism: Cannabis sativa
Lineage: Eukaryota; Viridiplantae; Streptophyta; Magnoliopsida; Rosales; Cannabaceae
Product: sulfate transporter 1.3
Exons: 15
Coding region: 482-2443 (653 amino acids)
Biological process (GO): transmembrane transport
Cellular component (GO): membrane
Molecular function (GO): secondary active sulfate transmembrane transporter activity
Source: RefSeq, a predicted model, not a curated record